This is a messenger RNA of Tympanuchus pallidicinctus (lesser prairie-chicken), 1605 nucleotides long. It is a transcript of the gene SFTPD, whose product is annotated as surfactant protein D. The record is from RefSeq and is a predicted model, not a curated record. The transcript is spliced from 7 exons. Lineage: Eukaryota; Metazoa; Chordata; Aves; Galliformes; Phasianidae. The coding region runs from base 424 to 1200 and encodes 258 amino acids. Gene Ontology annotation, biological process: surfactant homeostasis; positive regulation of phagocytosis. Gene Ontology annotation, cellular component: multivesicular body; rough endoplasmic reticulum.
GCCAGAAAACUCCAAAUAAAGCUCAAAAUUAUAGCUUUAGUGGAAACUAAAGGACUUUAUUUUUUUUUCUCUUGGCAGGCUGGUCCUUCAGAUAAAAAUCCAGCUAUCUUCUGUUUCAAUUCUUCUCUACUACGUUCUGUCACACUGGCUGUCAGGAAAGCCAAUGAAGUGAUAAGAUUUUCACUGUGCACUAAGCAGGUAAAGGUGCUGUGAUAAAGCUUCCAGGAAACUCUGCCAUCAAUUUCUUAGAGGGGAAAGAGACCCUUUGGUUUUCCUAGAACAAAGAGCGUUCAUCUUGGAAAACUUUAGAGGCAGUUGCUCCAGAUUUGGAUGUGAGCCUACAGAGAAGUAUAGAAAAAAGUGGUGCUUCUUUAACUGCUUUCUUUUCCUACUGAUCAUAUUCUCUCAGUAAUAAGCUAACCCAUGGACUUAGCAAUGACUAUUCUUCAGCCUUUCAGUGCUUUGCUGCUUUGUCUAUCACUGAUGAUGGCAACAAGUUCACUUACCACAGAUAAACCUGAAGAGAAAAUGUAUUCAUGUCCCAUCAUUCAGUGUAGUGCUCCUGCAGUCAACGGAUUACCAGGCAGAGAUGGAAGAGAUGGUCCCAAAGGUGAAAAGGGAGACCCAGGGGAAGGAUUGAGAGGUCUGCAGGGUUUGCCUGGAAAAGCAGGACCUCCAGGAUUAAAAGGAGAGGUGGGACCACAAGGAGAAAAAGGUCAAAAAGGAGAACGUGGAAUUGUUGUAACUGAUGACCUGCAACGACAAGUAACUGCUUUGGAAGCAAAAAUAAGGGUAUUGGAAGAUGAUUUAAACAGAUACAAAAAAGCCAUGAUUUUAAAGGACAUUGUGAAUGUUGCUAAAAAAAUGUUUGUCUCAACUGGAAAGAAAGAUAAUUUUGAAAAGGGAAAAUCCCUUUGUGCAAAAGCUGGAGGUGUGCUUGCCUCUCCAAGGAAUGAGGCUGAGAAUACAGCUUUAAAAGACUUAGUUAGCCCUUCAACCCAAGCUUAUAUUGGGAUAUCUGAUGCACAAACUGAGGGCAGAUUCGUGUACCUGAGUGGUGGGCCUUUAACUUACAGCAACUGGAAACCCGGAGAACCAAAUAAUAUGAAAAAUGAAGACUGUGCAGUGAUAGAAGGCUCUGGAAAAUGGAAUGAUUUAGACUGUUCAAAUUCAAAUAUCUUCAUUAUUUGUGAAUUGUGAACAGCUAAUAAAAAGAAAAAAUAAAUCCAACUUUCUUCUCUCAGUUAUGUGAUUUUGUAGAAGUCUGUUACUAUAUUGCUGAAUAGAAUAAUCAGAACCAGAUUGUAUUUACAUUGGUUUUCUCUUUGACAUACAGUUUUGAAUCUCCUAAUGAAACAGACCUAUUUGUUCACUCGUGAAUUGUUUAGCACGUGAUAUGCUGAGGACGUUACAUUUAUGCUGUAGGCUUCAGAAAGGUUUAACUCCAUGUCAGCUCUAGUAUAAUGCCCUGGACAAGGUGCCUACUAACAUUUGAAAUGUAUUUUCCAUUUCAUGUCCAAGCACAAUCUGGCUUUGUAUCUUUAUCUGCAUUUUAUGAAUUGCUGAACUUAAAAUGUGAACUAAAAUAAAUUUUGAACAUUUAAA